Messenger RNA from Danaus chrysippus (African queen), 1314 nucleotides. NCBI's taxonomy places the organism in Eukaryota, Metazoa, Arthropoda, Insecta, Lepidoptera, Nymphalidae. The record is from the annotation of a GenBank genome assembly.
AUGGAUAGCAAAAAAAUAUCAUUCGGUUUUAUGAAAACCAAGAAGCAGGAUAAACCAAUACUGGUUGAGAGAAAAGAAUAUAUUGACUGCUUAGAAGAAAAGUCUAUCAAAACGGUCGGGGGUGAAGCAGCAGAAGAAUUUAAACCUUUAGUUAUACCUAUGAAGGCUAACACCUUAAUUACAGCUGAAAAGUUAAAAGCCAUAGCAGAGAAAGUAGAAAAUUUUGAUGAACCAGUUGUUGUGAAACAAGAAAAAGUUGAAGAAAUUCCUAAUAAUGAAACAUUAGAUCAAAUGGCUGUAAGAGAGUUAAUGGAAGGAGCCAAAAGCGUCAAAGUUGAAGAUACCCCGUCAUUAGUGGUACCUGUCAAUGUUAAGCCAGUAUUUGAAGGUCAAGUAGAGUCUACUCUGGAUGAUUAUGAGUCGGUGCCGAUACAAGACUUUGGAUUGGCCAUGCUUCGUGGUAUGGGAUGGACCGAGGGUAAAGAACAAUCUAAGUACAAACAGCCCCAAUUACGACCUAAAGGUUUGGGAUUAGGAGCAGAUAAAGUUGUGAAGGAAAAUCAAAAGAACAAAUCAAGCAAAGACGAAGAACUGUCUAUAGUUAAGAAUGCUUAUGUGAAAAUUACAUCUGGUAAAUACAGUGGAUAUUAUGGCAAGGUCAUCAGUUUGGAUGAGGACAAUGGCAGAGUAGUUGUUGACAUAAUAAUGAAGAAAGAAACAGUUAGUCUCAGUGAAUUUAUGAUGCAGCCCGUCACUAAAACAGAGUUUGACAAACAAUCAAAAGUUAUCAAUUCACAAUCAUACGAGGAAUAUAAGAAUAAUGAAAGGCUCAAUACUAAACCACAGAAUUCUAUGAAACCUGGCGAUAGAAAAGAUAGAAACGAAGGUUCUUCAAAUAACCAAUCAAAUGAUAAAGAACAAUUGGGCUAUAGAAAGGAUCGGAGUCAAGAAGAGAAUAGAAAAAAGGAUAUAAAUCAUUCAAAUGGCAGAAGUAGAAGAAGUAGGAGUCGGGAUAUAGAAGAAAGAGGAAGAUACAAACGUGAUUCUUCUGUCAGCAAAGAAAGAAGUCAUAGGAAAAGCAAUAAGAAAAGAUAUAGCAGUAAUGACUCAUUGAGUUCAAAUUCAGAUGAAAGAAAAAAAUCCAUAAGCAGAAGACACAGAUCGGUCUGCAGUAGCGAAUCUUCAGAUUCUAAUCAGAGAUUAAGAGAUAAGAGGAGAAAUAAAGAAAAAAAAGAUAUAGAUAAGAAAAGGAAAGGCAAAAAGAAGAAGAAGGAUAGAGAUCGCUCACCAAAUUACAAAAAACACAGAAAAUAA